Messenger RNA from Gigantopelta aegis, 2671 nucleotides. RefSeq names its product prominin-1-A-like. The transcript has 27 exons. Gene Ontology annotation, cellular component: membrane. Lineage: Eukaryota; Metazoa; Mollusca; Gastropoda; Neomphalida; Peltospiridae. The record is from RefSeq and is a predicted model, not a curated record. Bases 90 to 2438 code for a protein of 782 amino acids.
UGAAAACUACAUGGCUGUGACUUUACGGACAGAAAAUUCCUUUUUAGAUCUCUACUAAUGAUAACCGCCCGAUUGCGAGCUACAGGGAUAUGGGCGUCCAGCCGGUUACAACGGUGCAGCUGCUCCUGCUGUUGUCGCUGCUGUCGGCUGUCAGUGUCGCUGGCCAGAACAACGCCACGAUCGACAAGAACGGAACUAUCAAAUGGCCUCACCUGCCGGCUGGAAAACCUUACGUGACGGAGGGGACAACUGUCAGCUCGGGCGGACUGGACACAUUUUACGACCUGUCUCGUAGUGUUAUUGCGUCAUCACUGCCAGAGACACCCCCUCUAGAUACUGUUAAAGGUAUUAUUGAUGGUAAACUUAGCAUCGGCAAUGAAUUGCAAAACCUGGUAAAGUCAUCCGUGGGAUUUGCAGUAUGCCUCGCAAUUGGACUUCUCUUCUUCAUAAUUUUUCCUCUGGUUGGACUCUGCUUCUGUUGUUGUCGCUGCUGCGGCAACUGUGGAGGGAAAAUGCUGCAAAGAGAACACCCAAAAGCUACGUGUCGGAAAAGAGCGUUCAUGGGCAUACUGCUGGUAUUAAUCGUAUUUCAAGGAGCCGGUAUUAUCUGUACGUACGUUAGCAACAACCAUCUUUCCGGGACCCUCAGUUCAAUGCAGAAAAUCACCAACAACGCUGUGAGCGACAUCUUGAACUUCAUAGAUAACGUCGACCAGCAGUUUAAACAGAUCCUCAUCAACAAUGUGAACUUUGUGAAGAAACUAUUGAAAGCUGAUACAGACGAAAAACGGAUAUCAUCACUAAUCACCAAGCCAUUAGUUCGCAAUUUAAGCAGAGACAUCAAUUUUGAUGGAAUUCUAACUAACAUCAAGAAAGAUGUGGACAACGCGAUGCGCAUUGUAUCUGAUAUGGACACAUCUUUGAGAACGUUAAAGUCAGAGACAGCAACCAUUGCAGGAAUACCCUCGCAGCUCAAGAAUGUCGAGACGGCCGUCAAGAGUCUGAAGAGUAAACUGAACGUGAAGCUCAAUAAUGGCACGCAGAACAUGUUAAAGAACGAAAUACAGAAAGGCGUGACUAAUGCUGUAAAAAAUAUGAAUGUACAGGCACAAGUUGACGAAAUGACAAAAAAGCAUAUUGAUAAGAUCCAAGAAGACAUACGCAAAGCCAUAAGAAAGGUAAAAUCAAGGAUAGAGGAUCUGGACAUUGAGACGACUGUAGCGGACAACGUCAAACUCAUUUCACAAUAUGAUAAGUACAGGAACUAUGGUGGAAUUAGUAUAGCGUCGAUUCUUCUUCUUGUGGUACUACUCCAAGGGUUUGGGCUGAUGUGUGGACUUUUCUGUUCUAACUCGAACGUAAAUCAGACAGAACGAGGGUGUAUGUCGAAUGCCGGUGGGAAUAUGCUUAUGGCGUCUGUGGGAUUCCUCUUUAUUUUUGGAGGUAUCAUAAUGCUCGUUACAACAGUGCUAUAUUUGGCUGGAAGUAUCGCAGAGAGGUAUAUGUGUCAAUCAAUCAAGAAUCCCAGCAGGAUCGACAAGUAUGUAAAUACGUUCAUAGACACAGACCAUGGAAACAUCGAGUUUGACAUUCAAGGAAAAACAUUGAAGUUUUCUGUAUCAGGAGUACUGAGGUCGUGCAAAGAAGGAAAGACAUUAUAUGACGCUGUGCAGCUGGGAAACGUUAUCGAUAGACGCGACAUGUUGAACAAAGUCAAGUUUUACAAGGACAAAAUGAUUCCAUCUGAUUUUGACAAACAUUUGAAUCUGAAGAAUCUGAACUUGACUGAUAAAGUUGGGAAACUGAAACGACAAAUAACAUCAACUGAAGGAUCCAGUAAACAGCUGGAUGAUGUCAGGAAAAAGCUACAGACUUUAAGACUGCUGUUAACAAAACAACAUCCAGAAGGGAUCACCAACGUGAAUAAAAUUGAAGCUUCUAUUAAAGAACUCCAACCAUUCAUCAGUAAAUUACCGAAAGGACUGAAUGACCUGACCGCGAAAUUAACAAAGCUGGACACAGAUUUGCCCAAAAAGGCAGGGAAAUACAUCAAGGCAUCUGUUGAUUUGUUUACCAGGCACAUCUUUGAAAUCUUCGAAUCGUUUAUUAAUGACACCAUGCAUCACCUGCAUACUGACCUGGGUAACUGUCGACCAAUCUGGUCUGUGUACAAUGUCCUGGCCCUGGAAACAGUGUGUCACGGAAUCGUGGAUCCUCUGAAUGGCUUCUGGUUGGCUCUAGGUUGGACGAUUUUCUUUGGUUUACCAUCUUUGGUAUUCUCCGUGAAACUUGCAAAGCACUUGAGACGGAUGAAAUAUGUGGACGAGUUUACUACUACGAGACCUGGAGAAAGGUCGAUGUCUGUCAAUUCUUCUAAGGUAAAACCAUUUGCCAACAAAGUAGAACAUCAAGAUUUACAAGGCAGCAUCUUACCCUAAUUGCAGGGACCAGAGACGCACAAGGCGUGAUUUGUUAUAUUCGAGAAACCAUCCGUACAAAUGACUUAACUCAUUUAACUCCAUCUAAAACAGAUACUUCUGUUUGAUGUGUGCAUUUUUAUAUUUCAUGCUAGACGUUUCAAUAUAUUAUAUGUUUGUUAUCUCUGCCAUAUUUUAUUUUGUAAUUUCCAUUUAUGAAGAUAUGAUUUGUAAAUAAAGUGUUAUUUUUUUAA